Molecule: messenger RNA, 2059 nt
Organism: Trichophyton rubrum CBS 118892
Lineage: Eukaryota; Fungi; Ascomycota; Eurotiomycetes; Onygenales; Arthrodermataceae
Exons: 2
Coding region: 365-2059 (564 amino acids)
Biological process (GO): cell differentiation; regulation of transcription by RNA polymerase II
Molecular function (GO): RNA polymerase II cis-regulatory region sequence-specific DNA binding; DNA-binding transcription factor activity, RNA polymerase II-specific
Source: RefSeq, a predicted model, not a curated record
CGGAUUUAUUGGCCUGAAAGUCUGCCUCGGGGGAACGCGCUAUCGAGACUGGCCAAGAGAACAAACCGCCAGGGUCUUCUUUUCCUCGCUGACGAUAAGCUGGCAAAAGACGGAUUAUCCUGCACGGAGCGGGCUUAUCGGCGCCAACCCAAAUACCUCGCUCAACGGCCCGUACUGUCUUGUGUUUUCAGCGUGUUCUAUCGCGACACGAGAAAGCAAGGGAGGAACCACGACUAUUAGCUAGUGGAGUCUCGCCUUUGACGACGCUUCAUAUUCUCCUCCUCCCUUUCCCUUCCUCUUCUCCUUUUCCCUCUCCUCUUGCUACGCUUCUCCGUCGACCUAGCCUGCAUAUCAUAUCUACGCCAUGAAUGACUCGCGUCGGACGGACCAUGAGGGCGAUACAGCUGCUUCCACCGUCGCGAUUGAGCCAGAGUCUGCCAACAACUACUCCUUUCUAAUACAUUCCAACAAGACAUUGACGCAGGAUCUUCCACCUAAAGUCGAUAGUAAGGUGUACAUCCGUCAGCGCCGUCGGCGCACCAGGUACGUGUCCUGGCUAUACCGACCAUGCGAAGGGUAUGGAACUAACCACAAGACUGGCAGCCCCGAGGACCAUGCUAUUUUAGAAGCGGAAUACCGAUUGAAUCCAAAGCCUGACAAGGCUACCAGAGCGAGCAUCGUCAGCAGAGUCUCUUUAGGGGAUAAGGAAGUUCAGAUAUGGUUUCAGAACAGAAGGCAGAACGACAGGCGAAAAUCCAAACCGCUACAUCCAAAUGAACUAUCCUCGAAUACACGUGAACUCGAAAGCUCUCAGAAAACUGUAGAUGCUAGUCCACCAAACACGCAGAAUGAAAAGCUGAAUUUAAGUGCCGAUGAUGCCAACGGUAAUACACUGGGCACACCUUCCAACUGCCAGUGCGAACACAAUAUCGCAUCGUCACAGCUCGAAAGCUCACAAACUUCUACAUCGGCCAAAUCUCAAGAAAAUCAGUGUAGAGUGUGCUCUGCCGUCAAUGAACCAAGAUUACGUUCUCAGCUUUCCUCGGGUAAGAGGAAGCGUGCGGAUUCAGGCGUCAGUGGACUAGGAGUUGAACUUGAAAACGGGCGAAGAUCAUUUGGCUCCACGAACUCGCCAUCUCUUCGUCUUUCUCUUUCCUUCGAUGGCGAGGCAGUGGUACGUGGCGAAGAUGAAAAGACUCCGUCUCCUCCCAAAAUUCGCGAUUCUUUGCGAAUUGCUUUCUCUGCAGACGGUGAAGCAGUUGUUCGAACGGCAGGAGAGCCGUCACCGUCCCCUUCACGAAACCGUACUUCGACUCCCCUUUCUCUUCAGUCCCGACUUAGAAGCCUUCGACGAACAAGCAGUGCCGUCUCAUUUGGAUCUAAAUUACCAGAUGCUGCUAAUAUAUUUGGCCGGUCUCGAGAUUCACGCAGAUGGGAGUUGUAUUGUGAUACAGACGCGCGUAGCGCUCUCUCCUCGCCUAAAAUCGGAGCGGGCCCUACGCCUGACGGGAGUGGAAGCGCCAGGUCCUCUCGUAGGAGAGCUUCCAACGCGAAUGCGCGUAUAUUAUCGCCAUGUGCUAAUCUUCCGAACUCACUACUACCCACUAACCCACCCAAGAAGCGAAAGAAACUAUCCCGCGCUGUGUCCUCUCUUGGCCGGCUGGAGACCGAGCCAUCAUUAGAGACUGUUAACACCACCAAACCCAACAGCUCUCAGGGCAACAGAAACCAAAAAACGAAGCCCAAAACAGAUUUCCACAACGGUGACUCCGACAAGGAAAACUGGCUCCCAGGCACACAGGAUGUAGGCCCUCGUCGCCGCCGACUACAUCCCACCGCCCACCCGCAGAAUCGUGUUCUUCAAACAUCAGGGGAUGCUCGGCGCGAGGGAAAUCGAAUUAUUGGGCGAGGAAUAACAUCUCCUCGAAAGGACCAUGACAAAAACAGGGACCACGGACUUAGUGGGAAGCCAUCUCUCCCCGGCACAAGUUCGAACCAGGAAGAGGAUCUUGACUGCAUCCAGGGUUUACUCUCCUUGAGCCAGGGUGCUUGGAAAUGA